Messenger RNA from Hippopotamus amphibius kiboko, 1500 nucleotides. It is a transcript of the gene KHDC3L, whose product is annotated as KH domain containing 3 like, subcortical maternal complex member. The coding region runs from base 1 to 1500 and encodes 499 amino acids. The record is from RefSeq and is a predicted model, not a curated record. Lineage: Eukaryota; Metazoa; Chordata; Mammalia; Artiodactyla; Hippopotamidae. Gene Ontology annotation, molecular function: RNA binding. Gene Ontology annotation, cellular component: apical cortex; protein-containing complex. The transcript has 3 exons.
AUGGCCGCUCCCAAGCGGUUUCCGACCCUCGUUCAACUGGAGCAGCGAGAAGGGACGCCCUUCGAGAUGCUCGGUAACCUCACCAAGCGGCCCUACUGGUUUCACUCCGAGUACCUGAAGAGUCCGAGGGCAGUUCACCUGGAGUCCUGGUUGGUGGAAGCGAUCUUCGGCCCGGGAGGAGAGCACAUCCCGCACGUUGAGUGCGUGUCGCAAACCCUGCUUCACGUUAAUCACUGGGACCCGGACGGCGAGGCUGAGAUCUUGAUAUUUGGCCGGCCUUAUUACCAGAAGGAUGUAUCCAAGAUGAUCAUGAACUUGGCUGACUAUCACCGUCAACUCCGGGCGCAAAAUUCCGGGCCCCCACCCCUGCAGCCUGAGCGGAUGACUCCUUACCUGUGGGGAGUACGUGGGACACAGGUGCGACCUCCUCCCGCGGCUCUUUUUCCAGGCUCUGAGAAGGCUCCUGCCCGAGAGGCCGGUACCCAGCGGUCCCCCGACGCAGUCCGGGAGGCGGCGACCCAGUGGUCCCCCGGCGCUGCCGGGGAGACCGGGACUCAGCGAUCCCCUGAUGCUGCCCGGGAGGCCGGUACCCAGAGGUCCCCCGACGCAGUCCGGCAGGCGGCGACCCAGUGGUCCUCCGACGCAGUCCGGCAGGCGGAGACCCAGUGGUCCCCCGGCGCAUCUCGGGAGGCCGGGACCCAGCGGUCCCCCGACGCAGUCCGGGAGGCGGCGACCCAGCGGUCCCCCGACGCAGUCCGGCAGGCGGCGACCCAGCGGUCCCCCGGCGCAUCCCGGGAGGCCGGGAUCCAUUGGUCCCCCGACGCAGUCCGGCAGGCGGCGACCCAGUGGUCCCCCGGCGCUGCCGGGGAGGCCGGGACUCAGCGAUCCCCUGAUGCUGCCCGGGAGGCCGGUACCCAGCGGUCCUCCGACGCAGUCCGGCAGGCGGCGACCCAGCGGUCCCCCGACGCAGUCCGGCAGGCGGCGACCCAGCGGUCCCCCGGCGCUGCCCGGGAGGCGGCGACCCAGCGGUCCCCCGGCGCUGCCCGGGAGGCGGCGACCCAGCGGUCCCCCGGCGCUGCCCGGGAGGCGGCGACCCAGCGGUCCCCCGGCGCUGCCCGGGAGGCGGCGACCCAGCGGUCCCCCGGCGCUGCCCGGGAGGCGGCGACCCAGCGGUCCCCCGGCGCUGCCCGGGAGGCGGCGACCCAGCGGUCCCCCGGCGCUGCCCGGGAGGCGGCGACCCAGCGGUCCCCCGGCGCUGCCCGGGAGGCGGCGACCCAGCGGUCCCCCGGCGCUGCCCGGGAGGCGGCGACCCAGCGGUCCCCCGGCGCUGCCCGGGAGGCGGCGACCCAGCGGUCCCCCGGCGCUGCCCGGGAGGCGGCGACCCAGCGGUCCCCCGGCGCUGCCCGGGAGGCGGCGACCCAGCGGUCCCCCGGCGCUGCCCGGGAGGCUGCGACGCAGAGCCUCCCCGAAACUACCCAGGGUUCCGUUACCAGGUUCUGA